AAGAAGAGUUCGUGGCUGCCACUGCCACUCCGUUUCGCCGCCUGAAAAACCGAACUUCCCUUCAAAAUUAAACUCUCCACUACAAGCGAUGAUCCUUCACAACCCAACAUUUUAGAUCUCAUUACAUUACCCAUGUCCAUAUUAUCAACCAUGGACCCGCCUACUAUUGAUGUGGACCUAGGGUCUGAGAAGAUUGAAGAUGAGAAACAGGGAGGUCCCUCAUUCCAUUGUGAUCUUUGUGAUACCGAAGUAGUUCACAAGUUGGCUCAAACGUUCCUUCCAGGUCUAGGCAGUGCUUGUGUUGAUAACACGUCGGGAGAUCUCUUCAAGACUCCUGGUUCUGUGGCUGUUGAUUUGAGAAAGGAAAUGAUAGAGUAUCUUACCCAGAGAAGUGAAUCAUUUGUUGCUGAGUCUGUUAUUCUGGAAGGUGGUCCGGACGGUGAAGUAUCAGAUCAUCCUUUUGAUAUCAUUUCUAAUUUUGUUGAUGACUUUGUGAGUUCAAAGAGGAAUUUGUUUAGUCGGGUCUCUGGAUGGCUGCUGAGUGACAAGAGAGAAGACAAAAUUGAUGAUUUCGUUCAAGAGAUGGAAAUGAAUGGGUUUUGGACCCUUGAAAGAAGAGAAACAAUUGCAGAAACUUUGCUUAAGAAUGUUGACUUCGAGAACUCGUAUCAUUGCCAGAUGAGUUUUAAUUCCGCAGAAGAACUCGCCAAUCAUGUUGAUGAUUGCAACUUCAGAUCUAUGAUAUGUGAAAAUGAGGGAUGCAAUUCCAGGUUUUGUGCAGCUCAUUUGAAGAAGCAUGACUCAGCUUGUCCUUUCAAGAUAAUUCCAUGUGAACAGAAGUGUUCUGAUACCAUUAUGAGACGGGAGAUGGACAGGCAUUGUAUAACUGUUUGUCCAAUGAAGCUUGUAAAUUGUCCUUUUUAUGCAGUCGGUUGUAGAUCAGCUGUUGCACAAUGUAUGAUUGAAAAACACCGUUCAGACGACAUUAAUUCUCACUUGUGGCACUUGCUUAAAGGCAUCCACAAGGAAGCUUCCGGUGACGAUCUUAAGAGACGAGUGGAGCAAAUUGUACAGGCAUCAUCAAGCAGCCGGUUAGCAGCAGCUCGGGAUGUUCGAUCUUUAAACUUUAUCGUCAAGGACAUUGAAGCUAAGCUUGGGCCUUUCGAAGUUCAUGCUGUGGAGAAAAGCAGUUCAGAGACUGUUGCUAAGAAUGAGGAUAGGGAAGCUACUGGUUCCAAUCUGAAUAAUAGUGAACAGAGCACACAAGCUCCAGAUAUGGUUAAUUCCUCAGAUAAAGCUGAACCAAGAGACAUGGUGAAUAUGGAUAGUGCAGUGAAUAAUGCCAAGAAAGAAGAGAGUGACGCUAGUUGCAUUGAAAACAAAAGCUGUGAAGAGAGGACACAGACUUCAAAUAUGUCUAAUUUAUCUGAUAAAGCUGAAAUUAGCCUACAGAAUGAUGGCAGUGCACAAGUUUACGAUGAGAACAAAGAUGCUGCAACUAGUGAAUUAAAAAUCAAGGGCAAGGAAGAGAGUACUCAGACAAAUAUGGAAAAUUUAUCGAAUGAAAAAAUUAGUGCCACAAAUGAGAGCAGUGCAGAGAAUACUAUCAAAAGCAGAUCUGCUGAAGACAGUAAAUUGGAGGAUAAGAGCAGUGAACAAAGCAUACAGAAUUCGAAAAUGGAAGCUAAUUGUGAUGCAGAGAAUAAUGUCAAGAACAAAGAUAUUGAAGAUGAUAGUUUGAAAGAGUGUACAAACAGAUAAAGCUGCAUGAUAAAGGAUAUAGUGCUGAAAGUAAUGUCACUGAACAGACAGAUCCAGUGGAGACUUUGUUGAGACUUCCAACAGUGCUCACUUAGUGAAUCUGUGUUUAGUCUUUCCUUUCAGAGAAGGAUUGCAAUUUUGCAAGUAAUUAAUGGCAGAUGCUGAUUUAUUUAUUUAUUUUGUUAAGCCCUAGUAUCUUUCAUUGAUAGCCCUUGCCCUUUUCCCUUUCUGUGGUUACUUGUACUGUUUUUCUUCAUCUUUUUCUAACGAUGAGCUUGUAUGACAUUGGAUCUUUCAGUCUUUGAGCUAGUUUUUGCUAGCAGCGUUAUUAUUUUCCCAUUGAUUAAUUUUACAUAAUUUCCUUUCU
Messenger RNA from Abrus precatorius (Indian licorice), 2128 nucleotides. RefSeq lists its product as uncharacterized. Gene Ontology annotation, molecular function: zinc ion binding. Lineage: Eukaryota; Viridiplantae; Streptophyta; Magnoliopsida; Fabales; Fabaceae. Bases 133 to 1761 code for a protein of 542 amino acids. The transcript is spliced from 3 exons. The record is from RefSeq and is a predicted model, not a curated record.